This is a messenger RNA of Nicotiana tabacum (common tobacco), 650 nucleotides long. RefSeq names its product kirola-like. Gene Ontology annotation, biological process: defense response. Lineage: Eukaryota; Viridiplantae; Streptophyta; Magnoliopsida; Solanales; Solanaceae. The record is from RefSeq and is a predicted model, not a curated record.
UUCCUUUUCAAAACUUUUCUUCUAUAUCGAAGAAGAAAAUAUGGGUGUAAAAGGCAAGUUGAUUGCUUCAGUAGAGGUGAAGUGUGGAGGACACUCGAUUCAUGAUAUUUUUCACACCUCUACUCAUCAUAUAUCUAACAUAAGUCCCGGUAAGGUCCACAAAGUUGUUAUUGAUGAAGGUGAAACCAUAAAAGUUGGUUCGAUUGUUAACUGGAAAUAUAACGAUGAUGGAAAAGAUAAGAUAUGUAAGCAAGUGAUUGAAGCCGCGGAUUAUCAGAAGAAAUCAAUCACUUGGAAAGUGAUUGGAGGAGAUCUAUUAGAGUUGUACAAUUCCUUCACUAUUAUCACAUCCCAUGACCACCAAUGGACUACAUGGACACUUGAGUACGAGAAGAAAACUGAAGACACCCUAGAGCCUCUCGUUUUCUUGGGUUAUGCCCUACAUGUGACCAAAGAUAUAGAGGGUCACCUUCUCAAGUAAUAUAAUCUAUGCGUAUGUAUGUAUGUAUGUUAAUACACACAUAUAUACAUAUCUCUGUGUGUGUAAUGUGUAUUUGGCAAUAUUGGCUAGUUCUAGCUAGCUGCGUGUGAAAUAAAGAAUGUUGUGUUUCAAGAAUAUAUUAUAUAUGCACUCUCCUUCUAUGGAUGUA